Messenger RNA from Ctenopharyngodon idella (grass carp), 3251 nucleotides. RefSeq names its product WW domain containing adaptor with coiled-coil b (gene wacb). Gene Ontology annotation, cellular component: nucleus. The record is from RefSeq and is a predicted model, not a curated record. Gene Ontology annotation, molecular function: chromatin binding; RNA polymerase II complex binding. Gene Ontology annotation, biological process: positive regulation of TORC1 signaling; regulation of autophagy. Lineage: Eukaryota; Metazoa; Chordata; Actinopteri; Cypriniformes; Xenocyprididae. Bases 299 to 1843 code for a protein of 514 amino acids. The transcript has 13 exons.
UGGUUUUAUUUAAAUAGGUUUAGCAAAUAUUUCACGUUUGUCGGUUCGCGAGCACAGGUUGCAGUCAUCUGCUCGUGCACGUCGCGUGCUGAUCUGCUCGUGCACUUGCAGGGCGCAGUCGCGAGCAAAACGAAGCGAUGGACCGUCAGCUCUUUCCCGAAUAGCGAAGCAGCACUGCAGCAGAGCUACUUUUACCGAUAUAACAGUGUGUGUUUGCAGACAGUAGCAGUAAAGAGAGCUGUAGUUCAACAGAACUGCUUCAGUAGUAACACUUCACUUCCACAUCAUUGCAGCAUUAAUGGUAAUGCAUGCAACGAAUCCAUCCAGACUCAAUGAUGGGUGUAAUGAUCGAAGAGAUCCUCAAUCCUACCAGCCUGUCAAAUAUCAGUCAAAGAGUCACUCUGCAAAUGACCAUCGCCAUGACAAGAUGCGAGACUCGUCAGACUCCACACCACCAACUAAAAUGCUGCGGCGAUCAGACAGUCCAGACAAUAAGCAGAGUGACGGAACAGGGCACAGUCAAACGAAAGCACUCCACGUUUACCGGCCUCGUGAGAGGGACAGCGGCGUCAGUUCUUCUCCACAAGAAAACUCCCAUCAUGCAUCCAGUUCUCACCCUCAUCCAAACAGAACUUCAGAGAUGCAUCGUGAGCCAGCAGAUGACUGGUCAGAGCAUAUCAGUUCAUCUGGGAAGAAGUACUACUAUAACUGCAGGACAGAAGUCUCUCAGUGGGAGAAACCUAAAGAAUGGCUGGAAAGAGAACAAAGGCAGAGAGAAGGUGCCAAGACUGUGGUUAACAGCUUUCCCAAAGACCGAGACUACAGACAAGAGGCGAUGCAGGCCAGUGCCACAAGUGCCCUCAGUAGUACAAAAUCUUCUUUAGCGGAGAAGCCAUUAUCACACUCUGGUUAUUCUCAGCCUUUGUCCAUUAACCCCUCCAGUACGUCCAGCUCCUCCUCGUCCUCCACAGUGCCUGUGUCUCCUGCCCUGCAGGCUUCAGCCUCCACUCUGCUUCAGGACCCCGCACUCCUCCGACAGCUGCUGCCCGCGCUGCAGGCCACCCUGCAGAUGAACCACAGCAAUGUGGACAUGGGCAAAAUUAAUGAAGUCCUCACAGCCGCUGUCACACAAGCUUCCUUACAGUCUAUGCUUCAUAAGCUUCUCACUGCCGGACCGUCCGCUUUCAACGUCACUACUCUGCUUUCCCAAGCUGCUCAGCUUUCCACACAAGCUCAACAGUCCGGACAGUCACCCAUGUCAUUAGCAUCAGAUGCUUCUUCACCGAGGUCAUACGUGUCUCCUAGAGUCAGCACGCCUCAGACCAAUGCUGUCUCUAAACCCCUGCUCAGUUGCGCAUCUCUCUCUUCACAACCAAAGGUCAGUGCAUCAAUUCAGAGACAAGGAUCAAUGUCCCAGCAGUCAGUCAGCUCUGACAAACCUCUGGAAUUCAGUGAUCCCCGUCUUCACAGGCAAAUUAGCCAAGAGGGCUUGUCGAGCUCUAAUGGCAGUGCGGGCAUCAGCAUUCCCGCCUCAGGCAGCACCUCUCGAACCCAAAGCACUUUCACUCCUUCUCUAGCAUUGCACUUUGAUGAAAAUCUCAUCAAGCAUGUUCAAGGCUGGCCUGCAGAACAUGUAGAGAAGCAGGUGUCACGGUUGCGUGAGGAUAUCCACAAUAUGGGGACCCUCUACAUGUCAGAGAUCUGCACCGAGCUGAAGAACCUUCGCUCUUUAGUGCGAGUGUGUGAAAUCCAGGCCACAUUGAGAGAGCAGAGGAUUCUGUUUCUGAGACAGCAGAUCAAAGAACUUGACAAACUAAAGAAUCAGAAUUCCUUCAUGGUUUGAGAGGGUGGCUAUGGAGCUCAUGGCAGUCUCUUUCCGAACAAGUCCAGCCCCUGGCUGUUUGGACCCCUGCUCUCAGCCCGAGCUCUCAGAUCCGCAGUCAAACUACCGGCUGCAAUGCCUGAAACGGGACAGAGAGAUAGGAACCUUACAAAAGUGCUUAGGCAACACGAAGCCCUGAGAUCAUAGAUUAAUUUCACUGUCCUUUGACGUACAUGGCUUCUCAAUUCUCAGAUCCACAGGCAAUUAGAGAAGUGUUCAGAGAACACGCUCUCCAACCCAGACUAACCUGUGAGGAAUCAUGCAGUGGAUCUGGCGAUUCAUGUGCUGGUUUUUCAAGGUUAUGCCUGUGUUAAUGGAUCCUAAAUUUCACUGUCACACUGGAGACUUAAAAUCCCCCGUCCUCCACUGACUGACAGUGAUUAUGAAUGAUGUUAGAAGGGCUAUCUGUGCACAAGGGCGCUUCCAGCUGUGCUGGCGUUUAUCAAAGUGACCAAUUAAAAUAAACCCAAUAUAAUUCUGAGCACUCAUUCUCAAAAGUUAGGCAUGACUGGCUGAUUAUCUGCCACUCAGAAGAUUAUUUAGGAUGUAUAAAUGAUCUUCCUUAAUUCACAACAGAAAAACGAAUGGGUGCUAGCGAUUUCUCAUUUGUUGAUGUGGCACUUAAAAGCUUUUGCCGAAGCGGUAGACGCACAUUUUCUGAGUUUCUGACCCUGAUGAAGGGUUUUUGUCACUAUCUGCCUUUGAUGUUUCUUGUUCUCUGCAGUGCUGUUACACAUCUAACUGAGAUUACUAUUCAUGCUGCACCCCAGCACUGUUUGACUCUUUUUGUAUUAAUGUUUUGAUUUGUUUGUAUUUGCUCAGUUGUUUUUUUACUCAUAUAAAUGAGUUUCGUCAUUCCCAUAUUGCCUGGUUUUGGGGGAUGCAAUGAAAGGACUUUUUAUUUUAUACACGAGCUAUGGUCGGACAUCAAAAAUGCAUCUUUUAAGGAUGAAAGAGGACCACUGGGACUGUCUGAACUGACCUGUGGGAGAAGAGUAUGGUGAAGUACAGGAUGUGAUUGCAUUUUUCUCAUCUUUUACAUAAACUAUCAACCAGUCUUAAAAAAAAAAAAAAAAAAAAAAAAAAAAAAAAAAAAGAAUCUGUAAGCAUUUAGUCAACUUGUCAGUUUGUAUUUGAAAAGGAUGUGAAAAUAAGGCAAAACUGGUGAUUCCUCUUUGAUGUUUGCAAUGUCAUUCAUAGUUUUUGCUCCAUUGUUCUUUCUGUCUUUGCUGCCCUCUAAUGCAGGGUUUGAACUUAGACCAAUUUUAAUGCAAUAGGCUGUAAAUGGACUUUCAAAAUAGAGAUGAUGGGUAUGUUGCUUUGUAUAUGGUUUCUAAAAGCUACAGGAAAUAAACAAAUUACCACAUUG